Molecule: messenger RNA, 450 nt
Organism: Hibiscus syriacus
Lineage: Eukaryota; Viridiplantae; Streptophyta; Magnoliopsida; Malvales; Malvaceae
Product: phosphatidylinositol/phosphatidylcholine transfer protein SFH9-like
Exons: 3
Coding region: 43-384 (113 amino acids)
Source: RefSeq, a predicted model, not a curated record
CAAGUUUCAAAACGACAAACAGAAAACCAUUCGAAUUGCCAGAUGACAGGUUCAGGGUUUAUAGAAAAUGGAAUUUUAACAGAAGCAGAAAGGGACCCACUCCAUUCAUGUUUGCAUAGGCUACAAAAUUUAGAAACUUUGGUAACUGAGCUUUAUAACAAACCUGCAACCAUUCCUCCUGCAAAAGAUGACAUGCUUCUGAAGUCAUUGAAUCGUAAUAAAUCCAUUGAACAAGAUUUACAGAAAACAAAGAAAGCAUUAUUUACAACUGCAUCAAAACAAGUAGAACUUGCUAAGUCCUUGGAGCAUUUAAAAGAGAGAGACUUAUCUGGUAAAUGUUCAUAUUGGCGAAGAAACUACAAACAUUUGAACGUAGAAAGAUGAAUUUGCUUGCUUUGAUUGUGCUGAGUUUGCCUAGCCGAUAUGCUAUCUUGUUUUGUCUAUUAACAG